Argiope bruennichi is the source of this 7377-nucleotide messenger RNA. It is a transcript of the gene unc-104, whose product is annotated as kinesin-like protein unc-104. Gene Ontology annotation, biological process: microtubule-based movement. Gene Ontology annotation, molecular function: ATP binding; microtubule motor activity; microtubule binding. The record is from RefSeq and is a predicted model, not a curated record. Lineage: Eukaryota; Metazoa; Arthropoda; Arachnida; Araneae; Araneidae. Bases 320 to 5587 code for a protein of 1755 amino acids. The transcript has 45 exons.
UAUAUGGGGGAAAGCUGUUCAGAGCUGUGACGCAGAAGGUCUUAUUCCCAAAUUACAAAGCAGACAUAUUGAAUCCUUUGACUAAAGUUAAAUUUAGAAAUCUUGUGCCUUCUAGAUGAUAUCCAGCUUAGUAUACAUGACAUUUAUUUUAAAAUGUGUGUGAUAUUCUCUUCUAGAAUGGGUAAAAGUUCAAAAUGGCUCUGUAGAAAAAUCAAUAUAUAUAUUUGACGGAGUUUCUGAAUCAGUGAUCGUUGUUAAAUAAUUUUUAGAUUGUUGUAUAUAUAUCAAAAUUUCAAUAGUGUGAAUAAAAACACCAAAAAUGACGUCAGUGAAAGUUGCUGUAAGGGUGCGCCCUUUUAAUAAUAGAGAAAUUCAUAAAGGAUGCAAAUGUAUCAUAUCUAUGACUGGAAACACUACAACUAUUGUAAAUCCUAAAAGUCCUCCAAAUACAAAGGAAGCUAUAAAAAGUUUCAACUAUGACUACUCUUACUUAUCUAUUGAUCCAACGGAUGCAGCAUUUGCAUCUCAAGAAACAGUUUAUAAAGACAUUGGAGAAGAAAUGUUGCAUCAUGCUUUUGAUGGAUACAAUGUAUGCAUUUUUGCAUAUGGUCAAACUGGAGCUGGCAAAAGUUACACUAUGAUGGGUAAACAAGAAGAAGGCCAAGAAGGAAUAAUUCCUCAUAUAUGCAAAGAUCUUUUUCGAAAAAUUAAAAAUGCUCAAGAUGAUGAUACACUUUAUUCAGUUGAGGUAAGCUAUAUGGAGAUAUAUUGUGAAAGAGUUCGUGAUCUUUUGAACCCAAAAAAUAAAAAUAACCUCAGAGUCCGAGAACAUCCUUUAUUGGGCCCAUAUGUUGAAGAUCUUUCUAAACUUGCUGUUACUUCAUAUCAAGAUAUCCAUGAUUUAAUGGAUGAAGGAAACAAAGCUAGAACUGUGGCUGCUACCAACAUGAAUGAAACAAGUAGUCGUUCUCAUGCUGUUUUUACCAUUAUUUUUACUCAGAAGAAACAUGACAAAACUAGUGGUCUCACUGCUGAAAAGCAAAGCAAAAUUAGUUUGGUAGAUUUAGCUGGUAGUGAGAGAGCUGAUUCAACAGGAGCCCAAGGAACUCGCCUCAAAGAAGGUGCAAACAUUAACAAGUCACUGACCACUCUAGGAAAAGUUAUUUCUGCUCUAGCUGAAAUUGCAACAAAAAAGAAAAAGAAGGCUGAUUUUAUACCAUAUCGAGAUUCAGCUCUAACAUGGCUAUUAAGAGAAAAUCUAGGUGGAAAUUCUAAAACAGCUAUGAUUGCUGCUAUCAGUCCUGCUGAUAUAAAUUAUGAUGAAACCCUAAGCACAUUAAGGUAUGCUGAUAGAGCUAAACAGAUUGUUUGCAAAGCUGUUGUUAAUGAAGAUGCGAAUGCUAAACUUAUACGCGAACUUAAAGAUGAAAUUGAAAGACUUAAAGCAAUGCUACGUGCUGGUGGCAUUGAUGCAGAUGCUGUCGAUGGAUUUGAUAAUUCUGGUAAAGCCUAUGAAAACAACAAGAAUGCCAUUAAUAAGAAAAAACAGAGGACUGUUUCUCAGAAUGGUGAAGAUGUCAUUGAACAGCUACAAGAAUCAGAAAAACUCAUUGCUGAGUUAAAUGAAACAUGGGAGGAAAAACUUAAAAAAACUGAGGCAAUACGUUUACAAAGGGAAGCUGUAUUUGCUGAGAUGGGUGUGGCCCUACGAGAAGAUGGUGACACUGUGGGAGUAUUUUCUCCCAAAAAGACUCCUCAUUUGGUUAAUCUGAAUGAAGAUCCAUUGAUGUCAGAAUGCUUAAUUUAUUACAUUAAAGAUGGCAUAACAAGAGUUGGACGUCCCGAUGCAAAUGUACCUCAAGAUAUCAAGCUCACUGGUUCACAUAUACUCAAUGAGCAUUGUAUGUUUGAGAAUUUUGGAGGAACUGUCACACUGAAAACUUGUCCCAAUGCUAUGUGCUAUGUAAAUGGAAGAGAAGUGGUGGAUGAAGUUGUAUUACAAACAGGUUCCAGAGUUAUAUUAGGAAAAUACCAUGUAUUCAGAUUUCAGAAUCCUGAACAAGCUCGUGAAUGUAGGAAAUCUUUCAUUGAAACAUCAAAUAAUAGUAUUUUACCUAAGGAUACUUCUAUUUUGAACUAUACAGGCACCGAGCCCGUGGAUUGGACGUUUGCACAAUUAGAGUUAUUAGAAAAACAAGGUAUAGAUCUAAAAACAGAAAUGGAGAAAAAGUUAAUAGCGCUUGAAGAACAACAUAAAAAAGAAAAAGAAGAAGCUGUUCAAAUAUUUCAACAAGAGAAAAAGAAUUAUGAGGCGAAAAUUGAAAGCCUACAGAGGCAAGUUGAAGAGCAAUCAAUGAUGUCUAGCAUGUACAGUUCAUGUUGCAUUAAUGAACUGGAAACUAAUACAGAUGAGGACAAUGAUUUCAUUGAACCUGUUUGGAAUGAACAUCAAUAUCAGCUUGCAGAAUGGGCAUUUCAGAAGUGGAAAUAUCAUCAGUUUACUUCUUUGCGAGAUGAUUUGUGGGGAAAUGCCAUCUUUCUGAAAGAAGCUAAUGCUAUCAGCGUUGAAUUAAAGAAGAAGGUGCAGUUCCAGUUUGUUCUUCUAACAGACACUCUGUACUCACCAUUGCUACCAGAUAUGCUGAAUUAUGAUGAUAUUGAAGAAAGUAUGGAAAGACCAUAUCCUCGCACAAUUGUUGCAGUUGAAGUUCAAGACACAAAAAAUGGUGCCACUCAUUAUUGGACUUUAAGUAAACUUAGACGUCGGCUGGAACUUAUGCGCAGCACUUAUAAUGAAGAUACUUCCCCUGAAUCCCCUGAGAGUCAUGAUGAUUUUCUACAAUGCAUCUCAGCGUGUGCUAAGCAGCGCCUUUCGGCCGGCCUCACCAUUAACAGCUUAAUUCCUUCCAGAAACAGACAACGUUUAGAAUUAAUGCGUGAAAUGUAUCACAACGAAGCAGAACUCUCUCCUACUUCUCCCGAGUAUAAUGUUGAAAGCAUAACAGGUGGAGAUCCAUUUUAUGAUCGCUUUCCAUGGUUUAGGCUUAUAGGAAGGGCCUUUGUUUACUUAAGCAAUCUGCUAUAUCCCGUACCAUUAAUACAAAAAGUUGCUAUAGUUAAUGAAAAAGGUGAUGUCAAAGGUUACCUGAGAGUUGCUGUGCAAGCUGUUUUAGAUGAAGAGGAAGCAUCUGAAGUGAGUCAGAGAGGUGUGAGACAGUCAGCUCGUAUCAGCUUUAGUGAUGAAUUGUUCCAAAAGCAGAAAAAAGCAUCCAAAAGUGAAAAGGAGAAUUGUGUGACAGAUAAAGAUUUUAAUUCAUCUCAGGAACGAAUUGUUGAGGGCCAAGGACCAACACCAGAAGAUUCUGAAACUGAUAUGUAUAAUAAUGAAGAUUACAAUAAACAUUCCGAUGAAAAGUGCAAUGCUCUUUCUGAAAAUGGUGAUAAAGAAUGUGAUCAUCCAGCUCAUCUUCAUUUAGGGAAGGAUUUCACUUUCAGAGUUACAGUGUUACAAGCUAUUAAUAUUUCAAAAGAAUAUGCUGAUAUCUUUUGUCAAUUUAAUUUCUUGCAUCGUCAUGAUGAAGCAUUUUCUACUGAACCUUUGAAAAAUACUGGGAAGAGUCAUUCCCCUGGAUUCUUCCAUGUUCAAAAUAUUACUGUGAAAGUGACAAAAUCAUUCUUGGAAUACAUAAAAGCACAGCCAAUAGUUUUUGAAGUUUUUGGUCAUUAUCAGCAACAUCCUCUACAUAGAGAUUCUAAAGACUUUGUUGCACAACAGAAUAAUCGACAACCUCCUAGACGAAUGUUUCCUCAGUCAAUACCAAUUUCUCAACCCAUUCGAUCACCUAAAUUUGGAGUCUUACAGUCUUUAAGUACUACUCAUGUUCAUGCAAGACAUGACUUAUUAGUGUGGUUUGAAAUCUGUGAGCUUGAACCGAAUGGAGAAUAUGUGCCUGCAUUUGUUGAUCAUAAUGAUGACAGCCCUUGCAGGGGAACAUUUUUAUUACAUCAAGGUAUUCAAAGACGUAUUCGUAUAACAUUAGUUCAUGAACCUAUGGUUGAUUUUCAAUGGAAGGAAGUUCGUGAAUUAGUUGUUGGUCGCAUUAGAACAACACCAGAAGGUGAUGAUGAUGAUUCAGAUUCAUCUGUACUUUCAUUAGGAAUAUUUCCCGGUGAUUACUAUGAAAAAUCUAAUGAUGACAGAGUAUUCUUCCGUUUUGAAGCUGCUUGGGACAGUUCUCUGCAUAAUUCAGUAUUAAUGAAUCGCUCUACUCCUAGUGGGGAAAGAAUAUAUAUGACACUGUCAGCAUACCUGGAGCUUGAAAACUGUGCCCAGCCAGCUAUUAUCACGAAAGAUUUAUGUCUUAUAAUUUGUGGUAGAGAUGCAAGAACAGUACCCAGAAUUUCUCCUAAUGCACGAUCACUACGCCAUUUGUUUUCUGGAUCUUACAAAAACUCUGAAGGGAAUCAUGUCACAGGUGUAUAUGAAGUACUUAUGAAGAGAGCAGCUGAUUCUGGAAGUCCAGGAGUGCAAAGACGUCAAAGAAGGGUUUUGGACACCUCAUCAACUUAUGUUAGAGGAGAAGAGAACUUACAUGGAUGGCGACCUCGAGGAGAUUCACUUAUCUUUGACCAUCAAUGGGAAUUAGAAAAAAUGACGCGUUUGGAAGAUGUUGAAAGAGUGCGACAUCUACUGCUACUACGUGAAAAACUUGGCUUUGACCAUUCUAUUGGUCAUGCUCCUGAUAUUAGUAAAAUGGAAAAGGAUGCUUGCAACUUAGUUGCAAAAGCCUCAAGUGAUGGCAACUUUCCUACAGCAGCUUUAGUUCUUUCUCCUACUUCACCUACAACUUCAAAUCGUCUAAUAAUUGAUGAAUCUGUAUAUGCUCCAUGGGAAAUGACUGAGGCAGAAAGAGAGCUAGCUACUAAAAUUGUUAAUCUUAUUAACAGUCAUAUCCCAUCUAAACCACCUCCUACACCAUACACAAAGGAUGAGCUUACAACUCCUACUGAUGAAGUUGAUGUGAUAUCCAGAUCUUCAAGUGUACAUUCCAGUAUGGCAUCUUCAUCUUCUCAGGAAUCUUUCCUUAGGACCUUACACAUGGAAAAAUAUAAUGGUUUGAAUGAAGAGGAUCGCAAUAAUCUGGUUCCUUCCAGAGCAUCCUCUGGACCACCUUCUCAUCGUAACUCUGGUCGUUUCCUCUAUGUAGCUGAAGUGGAAGAGAUAAGAGUUAGUCCUGUGGUGUCACGAAAGGGUUACCUUAAUUGCCUUGAUGACAAAACAAAAGGAUGGGUGAAGCAUUGGGUCGUUGUGCGUCGACCUUAUGUAUUCAUCUAUAAAAAUGAAAAAGACCCAGUAGAGCGUGGCAUGAUAAAUUUAGCUACAGCCCAAGUAGAGUACAGUGAAGAUCAAGAAGCUAUGCUAAAAGUACCAAAUACUUUCUCCGUUGUGACAAAACAUAGAGGAUUCCUUUUGCAAACUUUAGGUGAUAAAGAAGUCUAUGAAUGGUUGUAUGCAAUAAAUCCUCUGCUUGCUGGACAAAUAAGGUCAAAACUGUCUCGGAGACGUCCCAUCGCGGCAACUACAUAAUCCCUCAGAUUCCUCCAAUCGGGAAGAAGCUUUAGAUUGCAUUCCUGCAUAUAUUCAAAGCUUUAGCUAACUCAUUCGGUGCUUUAUGUGUAGUAUAUAGCAAAUCAGAAUUGUAAUAUUAUGUAAUUGUUUAAAAAUUGUUACCAAAAGGAAAAAAAAUGGUUCCUUUCCCUUUUAUCACCAUUAAAAGUGUCAUAUACUAGUUAACAAAAUCUAUUAAAACACUUUAAUGUGUAACCACCAGCUAUUUUGGUUAUGUACCCACUAUAUUUGAAUUGGACUUUAUUUUUGAUUCCAUGACCAGCUUUUGACCAAAUUUGCUGCUCAUAUAUUUAUGACCAUUUGUGAAGAACUUUUGUGAGCUGUUUAACUUUCUUAUAUAUGUUAACAUUAAUACUGUACAUUGUGGCUUCCAUUUCUAUGUUCUUUAGACAGCUAUCACAACUAACUUGACUUGCAAAAAAUAUUCUUUUAGGCAAAAGUGAUCUUUUUACACUAGGAACUUUUUGGGUAAAUAUAAAAAUAGCUAUAAAUAGUGGGUAAACAUGGAUCACAAUUUUUAUACUAGAGAAAUUUAUCUAAUGACUGUUUACAUAUGAAUAUGUAUAUAAUUUUAUUGACUAUGACUGGUAAUAAGCUUAUAUUUUAAUUUUGUUCUAAAAAUAUUUAAUAUUUUAUAAAUUUAUUUAAUUUAAAAAUAAAUUAUCUUAGUGGAAAAAUUGUGACAUAAAAUGUUUAAAAGAAUUUUAUAAAAUAUUUUAUUAGAUUAUUUUCUUAAUUACAAAUUUUUCUGUAAUUUUUAUGUUUUAAUCAUAAUUAUUUUUGAAGGUUUUUAGUUGUAUCAUACCUGAAUAACAUAAAUAAUAAUAAAUCAAGCUACUUUCUAAGUUCCAUUAUUAUUUAUGUUUAACAAUAGAAUCCUUCUUCCUACAGUUCAAUGUUGUAUUCUCAGAAGAUACUGUAUUAAAUGUUAAUAUGUAAUAUAUACACUCUUCAAAGGUAAAUGUAUAUAUCGUUUCGUUUGAAAUUAUUUAUGGAAAAUGUUAUUUAUUAUUUAAGUUAUACUUAAUGUAACCUUUCGUGCUUUACUUGUAUUGCCUUUUCAUCAAACAUUGAAGUGUUUGAAAGUGUAUAGGAGCAAUAGCAAAGAAAUUAUAACCUGUAAAUCAGUUAUAUGUCCAGGUGUUAUACUGUAAUAUAUUUGUUUAUUUAUUAAUCAUCAUUGUACUUAUGUCUGUGUCAUUUGUAUUCUAUUUAUUUUAGUAAUAGUAUAAUUCCAGUUGAAAGAGUGUAUUGGGAAAAGUAGAAAGCUUUAUGAAGGCACAAGUGCUCAUGCUAGCAUUAUGCUUCAUGCUUAUAUACAGAAUAAAACUUGUCACAGGUGAGCAAGUCUCACCCUUUUGGUGACAUAGUGUUUCUGAAAGUGGGCCCAACAAGAUGAUCUGAACUUUAAUAUGCAUAACAUGAUUUUUUUAUGUUAAGGGAAAAUAUCUCUAGCAGUCUUUUGAUGUGAAAUGUGAAGAUAUUUGUGUACUCCAAGGUUAUUUAACUGACCACUAACAUGGGAGUCAGUGUUUAAAAUGCACAAUAUUGGGCUGUUAAGGAAGACUUUCAUCUUAUGUGUACUAUAUUUUUAUGGCAUUAUUCUAGUCAUUCUAUAAUUUAAAAAAUGUGUGAUAUGAAAGAAUUUUACUGAUGUCAAAUGAACAUGAUGGCAGCAUGUUGCUUCACUAUUAGCAAAAAUAAUCCUCAUGUUGAAUAAAAAUCAAUAUUAAAUUUAUUAAAGCAUA